Messenger RNA from Drosophila serrata, 1324 nucleotides. RefSeq names its product solute carrier family 35 member E1 homolog. Lineage: Eukaryota; Metazoa; Arthropoda; Insecta; Diptera; Drosophilidae. The record is from RefSeq and is a predicted model, not a curated record.
CUUGCCACCGCUUCGAUUUGCGGCCGAAUCCGCAACGGGGGACUUGAGUGCCGCCACGAGAGCAAGGCAAGGGCCGUGAUUCCCACGGACAAAACAGAACAGAAUGCUGGGCGGCAAGCGGACGGGAUCGCGGCACGUAGCCGUAGUGCUGCUGAUGUGCUUGUUCUGGUAUGUGAUCUCCUCCAGCAACAAUGUGAUCGGCAAGAUGGUGCUGAACGAGUUCCCCUUCCCGAUGACCGUAACGCUGGUGCAGCUGUGCAGCAUAACGCUGUAUAGCGGCCCCUUCUUCAAUCUGUGGCGCAUCCGGAAGUACCAGGAGAUACCGCGUCCUUACUUCUACCGGCUGAUUGUGCCCCUGGCUGUGGGCAAGCUGCUCGCCUCGGUCACAUCGCACAUUUCGCUGUGGAAGGUCCCCGUUUCCUAUGCGCACACAGUAAAGCCACAAAUGCCACUAUUCACCGUCGUCCUUACGCGCCUCUUCUUUGGCGAGAAACAGCCAACGCUCGUGUACCUGAGCCUGCUGCCCAUCAUAACGGGCGUGGGCAUUGCCACCGUCACGGAGAUCUCCUUCGAUAUGAUGGGUCUGAUCAGUGCCCUCAUCUCCACGAUGGGCUUCUCCAUGCAGAACAUUUUCUCCAAGAAGGUCCUCAAGGAUACCAACAUCCAUCACCUGCGAUUGCUGCAUCUGCUUGGCAAGCUAUCGCUGUUCAUCUUCCUGCCCCUUUGGCUGUAUAUGGACAGCUUUGCUGUCUUCCGCCACAAUGCAAUCAAAAACCUGGACUAUAGAGUGAUUGCCCUGCUCUUUGCGGACGGCGUGCUCAAUUGGCUGCAGAACAUCGCCUUCAGUGUCCUCUCGCUGGUCACACCGCUCACGUACGCGGUGGCCAGCGCCUCGAAGCGAAUAUUCGUCAUAGCCGUUUCGCUGCUAAUUCUGGGCAACCCCGUAACGUGGAUCAACUGCCUGGGCAUGACACUGGCCAUUGUCGGCGUUCUGUGCUACAAUCGGGCCAAGCAAAUAACCAAGGGACGAGAGGCACCCACGUUGCCGCUGUCCCAGAGCUCGCACAUUAAGUACCAGCCGCUGGAGCAGCAAACGGAUCCCUAUUACCGGGGCUCUGUCAACGGAAAGCUAUCCAAUGGUCUGCACCGGGCGACGACAAUGACGCCGAGCAAUAGCCUGCUGGCGAAUGGCAGCGGAAUGCCAAGCGGUACGGCUGCCACGCGGCUACUGUUUGUGUAGUUUGUAGUUUAGUGAAUGACGUACACCCCGGACUCUCUCCAUCGCUCCCUUUCUCCUCCUCGCCGUCUCUCUCUCUCACUCUGU